Messenger RNA from Centruroides sculpturatus (bark scorpion), 760 nucleotides. RefSeq names its product grpE protein homolog 1, mitochondrial-like. Gene Ontology annotation, molecular function: protein homodimerization activity; adenyl-nucleotide exchange factor activity; protein-folding chaperone binding. The record is from RefSeq and is a predicted model, not a curated record. The transcript has a single exon. Bases 28 to 480 code for a protein of 150 amino acids. Gene Ontology annotation, cellular component: PAM complex, Tim23 associated import motor. Gene Ontology annotation, biological process: protein folding; protein import into mitochondrial matrix. NCBI's taxonomy places the organism in Eukaryota, Metazoa, Arthropoda, Arachnida, Scorpiones, Buthidae.
UAUGUCAGCAAGUUUUAAAAAAAAAUAAUGUUUUUAUGUACUUUUCCAAAGGACAAAUAUAAAAGAGCUCUGGCUGAAAACGAAAAUAUACGUACAAGAAUGAAAAAGCAGAUUGAAGAUGCAAAGCAGUUUGGAAUACAAAAAUUCUGUACAGAUUUACUUGAUGUUGCUGAUGUCUUAUCAAAAGCUACCGAGAGUGUUCCUAAAGAAGCCCUUCAGGAAGAUAAUCAACAUUUACUAAAUCUUUAUCAGGGAUUGCAGAUGACGGAAGCACAAUUACAGAGUGUCUUUAGGAGGCAUGGAUUAACACAGAUAAAUCCUCUAGGAGAAAAAUUUGAUCCAAAUUUGCACGAAGCUAUAUUUCAACAGGCCGAUCCAUCGAAAGAACCUGGAACAGUAUUUGUUGUUAACAAAAUAGGUUAUAAGUUAAUGGAAAGGACAAUUCGUCCCGCUUCUGUUGGUAUAGUAAAGGCACCUUAGAGGAUAUCACAAUAAAAAUAGAGACUUUAUUCAUAUACAUCUUAUGUAACAUGGCACAAAUGGCUUAGCUGAGUUCAGAUACAGUAUAAAUCAUCAUUCCAUUUCAAUAUUAAAAAAUACAUUAUAUUCCUUAUUUUAAAUAAACAUAUUAACACGUUCAAAAUUUUUGUUGCUUCUGGUUAUCAUUAUAUUUAAAUAGGUCUGUAAUAUUCUUAAAUGGCAUUUGAUGUAUCAUUUUGGCAAAGUCUUGAAUAAAGAAUGAGAAAAGUAUUUUUAUAAA